Temnothorax curvispinosus is the source of this 1341-nucleotide messenger RNA. RefSeq lists its product as uncharacterized. The record is from RefSeq and is a predicted model, not a curated record. The transcript has 4 exons. NCBI's taxonomy places the organism in Eukaryota, Metazoa, Arthropoda, Insecta, Hymenoptera, Formicidae. The annotation marks the transcript as partial.
AUGACUGAAAUUCUUAACAUCGGAGGCGAGCCGGUCUUUGACGAUCGCAUCGUCAAGAUCGAGACUCACACGUACAACCCGUACGCCAACACAACGUUCGAGUAUAGCGACGAGAUACGAAUACCCACACAACAGCAGGAUCUGUAUACGUUGCCGUGCGAAAGUUUUCUCUACGUAGAAGGAACAUUGACGGUGACCGGAGCAGCCGGCCAAGCCGAUAACGUGGUAUUGGGGAAUAAUUGCGUCGCGUUCAUGUUCGAUGAAAUUCGAUACGAGCUCGACGGUGUGGAGAUUGAUCACUGCAGAAACGUAGGAAUAACCAGCACGCUCAAGAACUACGUAACGGUAUCGUCCGACAGAAGCGUGAUCCUGCAAAACGCGGGCUGGGAACCACAUAAUAACCCCAACGGAUACUUCAAUUUCUGCGUACCGCUCAACCUGUUACUGGGAUUUUGCGAGGAUUACAAACGCGUGUGGCGAAUGCCUCACGUGGUAUUGAGCGAGGUCAACAAGCUGUUGAUGCUGCGCGCCUUGGAAAACGGACGAUAUCUAAGUAUGGGUUUCCGUUCGUGGGAUCUGUACGAGUAUCCCCUGUUGCAGAACACGACCAAGCACUCGUGGGCCAUUAAGACCGCGACUCAGCUCGAGAAACCGCGAUACGUCGUCUUUGUUCUGCAAACGGGUCGGAAGAACGUCAUGUCCGCGGACACGAGCCGAUCCGACGACUGCAAAUUGACCAACGUGAAACUCUACCUAAACUCGGAAGUCUAUCCGUACGACGAUUUGAAUUUGGACCUUGGUAAACACAGAUGGGCGAUUCUCUACGAUAUGUACGCGCGUUUCUGCAAGGGCUAUUACGGAUACAAAUAUCUCGAGCCGAGUUUCACCGUUUCGACUUUUCUACGUAACGGCCCGUUCGUGAUCAUCGAUUGCUCUCGACAAAACGAAUCCGUCAAAAACGCCACCGUGGAUGUCAGACUAGAAUUCGAUUGUCUCCUCACAAAAUCCGACAAAUCGUGCGCUUCCUGGUUGAUUCGCAAUCACCAUGGAUUACGAUGGGAAGACGGAAACGUGCCGUACAGCAACGUGAAGCGUUUAAUUACGUCGGCCGUGCUCGGAAGCAACGGCGGUAACAGCAGUGGCAGUAGACGUAUAAAUUAUUACGUACUGAUUCACGAUGAUGAUGAUGAAACUCCAUCGUACGAGAACAAGUGUAACAACAUUUUGUUGAAGCGUCGCGCGGUUCGUAUACUCAGCAGACGAUACGCGUUGACGGCUACGGGAUACAAAUUCCUUGAAGUUGGCGUUAACGUGGGUCCACCGAGUUACGCGGAGAUCGCC